AUUUAGUUUCUACCAUUUGGCUCUAAAGUUUCAUACAAAACGCACAAAGCAUAAAAAUGUUGCAAAAUGGAAAAACCAUUUCGUUAUUAUAGUCAGAACUCCAACCAACCGCUAAAUGAAGACUUUCAUUUAGAAGAUGAGAUUGUUCGAAAUUCAAAAAGAAACUACACGUUUAGCAGAGAUCCUGAUUCCAAUAGAGCAUAUCAGCGGUACAUGGGAAUCCUCAUUCGUGUGCAAAAUUCCUUGCAUCGAAGAUCUCUCCCCAGUAGCACUCUAAAUAUUCAGGCCUCCCGUAGCCGUAUCUCAGGAGGUGGAUUCUGCAGGAAAUCCAAAAAAACCGAAAAGGUAAAAAAAAAUACAAAUAAGCAAAACAAAACAGCUCAGCCUUUAUGCGAAGCCGCUAAGCCCGCGACGCAAACUGAUUGCACCACGAAUGAUGAAGCUUCCUGUCAGUGCAACCAAAGUGCAUCGGAUGAAAGCCCGAAAUGCCACUGCAGUUCUAUGCCGGAACCCAAUGAGUGUCCAUGCUGCGUUGGACAUGAGCAGGACAAGCGCAGGAACUGCGUGUCCUUUCAAGAGCCCGUGGCCAAGGAUAUUCCCCCAUAUGAUCUGCACUUCCGGGACUGCUCAUGCAUGGAGCUCGAUGAAUCAUGUCCGCCCCCACAGGGGAAUAUCCGAACUUGUACCCAUGAACCGCCGAAAGCGCUAGCACACCAAAAAAUGACGGAGACAUCCAGGAACCACGCAGGUUCACGACUUUGCAUGAGACCGGUGAUUGUGGUGCCCACGGGUGGGGGAACUACACAAUUCAAGAAGCAUCAACCCAAGAAUUCCAAAGUGGCUAGCGCAGAUCACUCCAAGUCGCAGUCUGCAGCUCACUCAAAUAGUUCUAAAAACUCCUCAAAGCACCAAGCAAAGGGCCAUUCCCCUGAUAAGUCUUGUAGCUGUAAUGAUCCUUCAGCAAGUUCCUGCCAGCCUACAAUGGAAAUCGAAGAGACUUGUUCAAUUUCAAGCUGCACUCCCAAUAUCGAGGAAUUUGCUCAGUGGCAGUGCACAGAUCCAGUGUGUUGCUACUAUUUAGCAGAAGAGCCCCAUUGCUCGACGAAUCCACCUCCCUGUACCAACUGCCCGGCUAUAUGCGACUUAUCCAAGCAGUUGGAGGAAAUGAAUCGUCGUUUGGAGGGUCUUCAGAGCCAGGAACUCUGCGACAUCCGCUCGCAGGUGCACAGCCUCAAUGCGAAUGUACAAAGUUUGGCCAAUGAGUGUAUUCAGAAAAAGGAUUGCGCCAAGAAGCUGGUCACGAAAGCGUCGAGCACCUGCCAGUUUUGCAAGGGGCAGUGUUUGCACAUCCUUGAUAGCUUCCACCGCCAACUGAUGGACUCCAUUAGGGAUCGUUGCCUGACAGACAUUGUAAUAACCUUGUUCCUACGAGCCGAUAAUGUGUAUCACGUAAAUGUGAGGGAUCUGAGCACUGAAUGCUCCCUUGGUUGCUUCCUGGUCACUGAUGCGGCCAUCGAGGAGGCCAUGGAGAUGGGAGUCUUCCAGGAGAUACUCACCUUCAGCGUAAUUGAUGUGCGGAAUACCAUCAAGUCGAAGAACUGCGCCUUGGGCAUCUCCUUUGAAUUCCAUCAUGGCAGUCGGCAGUGCGGUGGUUGUGAUUCUCCACUUCGUGGAACCUGUAUGGCGGGCAAGGAGUACAUGGCCAGGAUUCUCGGUCUUCCUAUUCAGCAGCUGGAGUACUUGUACUCCGUUCCACAAACCUAUGCCAAGAACACUGAGCACAAUUCCAGGAAACCCAGUAGACAUUCGGAAGUCGAGUUCCCUAGAGCUCAGUCGCACUCAGUUUCUACUCAAACGAGAUUGAAGAGAAAAUUAAAAGCUACAAAGGAAAUGAUCAAUAUGGAUGCAGAUAGACUGGGAUUGGAAAGCGAGACAAGAAGCUAUAUAAGGAGCAGAAGAGCACAGAGUAUACCCGCAGCUAGAAACCAAGGAAUUUUAUUUUAAAUUGUAGCAACAGACUUUGAAAAGCCAACUUACCACUUAUUUUUUAAAUAUUUUAAUAAAAGGCAAGCUGUUUUUAGAUACAAGUUUAAA
Messenger RNA from Drosophila teissieri, 2094 nucleotides. RefSeq lists its product as uncharacterized. The transcript has 2 exons. Lineage: Eukaryota; Metazoa; Arthropoda; Insecta; Diptera; Drosophilidae. The record is from RefSeq and is a predicted model, not a curated record. The coding region runs from base 67 to 2004 and encodes 645 amino acids.